Molecule: messenger RNA, 1047 nt
Organism: Cladophialophora yegresii CBS 114405
Lineage: Eukaryota; Fungi; Ascomycota; Eurotiomycetes; Chaetothyriales; Herpotrichiellaceae
Exons: 2
Coding region: 1-1047 (348 amino acids)
Molecular function (GO): nucleic acid binding
Source: RefSeq, a predicted model, not a curated record
AUGGCCACCCACAUCGUCCCGAUCAUGUCAACUCCAACCGUUGCCACCUCUCCGACCAGCCACGGCACUGACAAGGUGGCUGCUCAGAUGGGCAAGGUAUCGAUUGAGCAGGCGACGACACCGCCGAUGAUGCACCGGACUGCUAUCGCCGGAAGUUCAGUGCGCAUUACGGUCCCUCUUGACGCCACUCCGAGGACACUCUACUCCGAUCAGAAGCUUUUUCGCCGCGACAGCCUGGAGCGCCGCGAAGCUUUGCUCAAGGGCAAGGAAGGCUCGCGGCAGCGCAGGCGCUGGGAGAAUGAUCGUCUGAUCUCAAACCCAUGGGCGGUUCCUCCCUUGGCUUCUGACUGGGAGAUCCGUCCUACCUACCCACGCCGUACCGUGCCUUAUUACCUUGCUCCUCUAUGGGACGCCGCGGAAUUCCAGCGCGCCGUUGAGUCCAAGCUCAAGGGCCGCAGGAGUAGCACGAGGAAGCAUGGGAAGCACGCCCACAACACCGGCAUGAGUCCAAUGGAAGAAGCAGCGACAAGCAUCCCCAAGGAGGUGCGAGCCAGGUUGAAGCGAGCCAAAGCCACUAAAGGCCUGCUUCAAGAUCUGGAAGAGUCUGUGAGGACAUUUGUGCGCGGGUGGAAUGAAAGGGAAAUCCGCCUAAGAAAAGACGGUCUUCAUGAUGUGCCCUUGACGAGCGAUAGUGAGGAGGACGAGGAGAUCGUCUUCAUCGGCAGGGGUGGUGCCAUGCAUGAUGUUGCUAGAAGGAAAGAGAAGGACGGGGCUGGCUGGAAUGACGAUGGCACAAUCAGUAACGAGAAGAUGGUCUUCGAAGGCCUGGACAAUGACAAGGGGGCGGCUUUCGCUCGCUGGCUUGUCCACUGCGUGGGCCACUACUACGGACUGCGUACUUGGAGUGUCACCCAUGACGUCGAGGGUGAGGAGAAGAAGCGGCGCGCAUAUGUCGGCGUGGACAGUCGUGCAAGAGGAUUCCUCGGACGAGGCAUCGAGGUUGGUCGAGAGAUUGAAUUACCCCGACCUUUGUGGGGAAUGGUGUAA